Messenger RNA from Bactrocera neohumeralis, 1175 nucleotides. Its product is annotated as putative gustatory receptor 59e. Gene Ontology annotation, cellular component: membrane. Bases 1 to 1089 code for a protein of 362 amino acids. Lineage: Eukaryota; Metazoa; Arthropoda; Insecta; Diptera; Tephritidae. The record is from RefSeq and is a predicted model, not a curated record. Gene Ontology annotation, biological process: sensory perception of taste. The transcript has 4 exons.
AUGUCUGACGAGCGAAUAAGUCAUUAUCGCUGGAAAUUUAUUGCAAACAUUGACCCAUCGCAUAUAACACUUCAUACAAUAUUUCGCUCGAGCGAAAUCGUCGUGGAUAAUCUCAUAUGUACAUUUUGUGUGUUCAACACCUUUUAUUCGGCAUCUAGUUAUCGUGAGAUAAUCCAAAAGUUUUUACAAAUCUUCAAGGAUUUAAAAGCGCUUGAACUGCCGCAGCAGCCUCCUAAGUAUAAUAUUUUGUCAGUGCUUUACAAGGAAUUGUGCCUUUUCACUGCGGUUAUUUCAGUUCUGAUCAUAAUCCCUCCAGGUUAUAUUUUCGUUAAAAUGGAUUAUAAACUAAAUAUAUUUUUGCGCUUCUUUGGUUCUUACCAUCUACCGAAUAUCUUAGUAUUCCUUAAAUUGGGUCAAUAUUGGUUAGCUCUACGUUUCACAUAUCUACUUUAUAAACGUAUAAACGAAACGCUCCUACAACGCAUAAAUCAUCUAGAUUUGCAUAGCUCACCGGGAAGGCAUGAAGUCAUCAUGAAUGCCGGAUCGUAUUCUUGGUAUAAGCGCGAGUUUCCUAGAACACAUUGGGAUAAUUGUGAGAUUUUGGAGCGGCUACGUCGGUUAUACUCAGAUUUGGAUAAGCUUUUGGUGCAAGUGGUAAAUUUUUUUGAUGCAAUUCUGUUGCUCAACUUUCUAGGAUCGGUGUUUGGGUUUACAAUGAAUUUAUUUGAACUAUAUAAAAACCUUGAAGCACCACAAUGGGACAGACUGCUAUGGCAUUUUCUCUAUGUCGUACGGGUGCUCAUCAUUCUGUUGGUAAAUAAUGCGGUUACAAAUGAGAAAUCUCGUACAGCAUUUGUGCUUAAUGGGCUCUAUAUUACAUCGAAAGAGAUGGAGCAUGCGGUAAAACGUUUUCUUCUACAUCUGAUGAUACGUAAGCCCGUAGAAAAAGUCUGUGGAAUAGUUGAAUUGAACUUAAUGCUAUUUACAGGGAUUUUAAACAUCGUAAGCCAAUAUAUUACAUUUCUCAUACAAAUUGAUUUGAGCAAGGAUCCAUCGAAGUUACAAAAGAUGAUCGGCAACAAGAAUUAAAAUAAAUAUUUUACCAAUCCAAAAAAUAUUUAUGAAUACUUCAGUAUAAUUAAAUACAAUUGAGUAGCUAAUUGCCCAACAUUUAA